AUGGCAACCAGUAUGGGCCCAAAUUUCUCUGGGCAUCCUGCCGGCAUGGGACAUCCAGGUGUCGCUGGCCAUCCUAUGGGUCCAGGUGGCAUGCCUCAUAACCAAGGCCAGCAAGGCGGUCCUGGUGGUGGAAUGCCUCAUCAAUUUGGAGGACCCAUGGUCUCUGCUCAAGGAGCUCAAGUAAACCCUGCCCUCAUGGGCGGUAUGCCGCCGGGUGCGAACCCAAAUGCUCAUGCUUUACAGCAUCUCAAUCCCGCCACACAGCAGCAAAUGAUUCAGCAACAACUGCAGCAACAACAUUUUGCUGGUAAUCCGCAAGCGAUGGCAGCGAUGCGACAACAACAGUUGCUUCAACAAAGACAGUUUAUGGCUCAACAAGCCGCUAUCCAAGCCAACAUGCAUGGUGGCAUGCCGAUAAACAUGGCCCAAUUUAGCCAACUCAACCCGCAGCAGCUGCAAAAUCUCAGAGGGAGACUGGGUCCUGGACAGCAUCCUCAGGCUCAAGCGAUCAUGGCGCAGCAGCUUGCUCUCCAGCAACAUCAACAGCAGCAGCAGCAACAACAACAGCAACAGGCUGCACAUGCUCAGCAAAUGCAAGCUGGGCCUAAUCCAGGCCAACAGAUGCCCAUGAAUGCUCAAAGCCUUCAAGCCAUGCAGCAACACAACCAGCUUGCUAUGCAAAGCCAGAUGGCAAACCAACAGGGCCAGCCCCAGGGUCAGCCUCAACCAAACCCUCAACAACAGCAUCAGCAACAGCAGCAGCAACAGCAGCAACAUCAACAGCAACAGCAGCAACAACAACAGCAGCAGCAGCAGCAGCAGCAGCAGCAACCUCAACACACCCCUCAGCAGUCAUCACAAGCUGGGACACCAGCUGCUACUGGGCCCCAAACCCCUGCCCAGACACCUAGCUCAACCCCUGCUCAGCCAACUCAGCUGCCACCUGGUCAGAAUCAGCCUCCAGUGCCACAAACUCCUGCUCAAUCCCAAGCUCAGCCUCAGCCACAACAGCCCCAGAACCAGGCACAAGCUCAGGCACAAGCUCAAGCGCAGGCUCAGGCUCAGGCACAAGCGCAGGCGCAGGCUCAAGCCCAACCUCAGCCGCAUCAAAUGAACGCUGCCGCUGCCCAGCAGCUUGCGAUACAGAACCAGAUGUUGCAGCAGCAGCGGAGAGAGAGUAUGAAAGGCCAGUGUUUGCUUAAGCUAAUGCAGUUCAACGAGCAUCUUAGUGGCUUCUCCGGCCCCAAGGGUGACGUUUCAUACUGGCAGAGUUUCGUGAUGCGAUUCUUCUCCCAAAACGGCGUUCUCCGUCACUCAUUGCAAAUUACCGAUGCCGAAGAUACAACCGAUAAACAAUACGAGAUCCCCUACGCAAGUAUUGCUCGCUACUUCCUCACUCAUUUCAACAACGGCGUCAGAAACAUACAGCUGGUCAUGGACAAGGGUACGACAGAUAGGCCUCUUCCAGGAGACUGCCAUUGUAUCGAGAACUCAAAGUCCAGUCUUGUCUACUGGUACGAGACAGGAUCUCAUUUGGUCGCGAGUGGUGCUCUACGAGUACAAUUUGACGCGGAACAGAGGAUCGAGCUAUUCGAAUUUCUUACAACAAGUCACGAAGAAUACAUCUCACGAAAGCAGGUCAUCGAUGCCGCUAAACCAGCCCAUAUGUGGAUGAAGGAGUGGCACAAGACGAAUUCGCAGGAUGGCAAAUCCCCUGAAUUGUCCAAGAAGGGCAAGGGUCGACAGUUGAAGUCCCCCCAAACGCAGCCUCCGGAGGUUCUGGUUGAUUUGCCAGACUCGGCCGUGAAUAGCAAGGGUGUGACUGAAGCUGUCUUCCAGUUUCUUGAGAUUAUUGAAGUGAUGGGACAGAUGAACCCAUUAUUCCAGUUGAACCACUCGAACCCCGGCAUGGGUCCAUAUCAAGCUCUCGAGCAGUACGUCGCAACAAAUAUCAGUAACGCUCCUCCCAACAUGAACGGUCAGCAAAUGCCCCCCGGAGCCCGCACGCCUAGCUUUGGACAAUUCCCGAUGGGCGCCAGCCCCGCUGCGGCUCACAUGAACCUACCCGGAUCACCUCAUAUGGGUAGCCCAGCGCAGGGUCAUAUGCAGGCCCCUGGAAUGCAGAUGCAGCAAAGUCAACAAGGAUCCGGGUCAAGCGGACCUAGCGCAAACACAUCCCCCGCCUCGAACAAAAGAAGAAGGCCAUCAGCAGUGAAAGAGGAGGAUGGAUCUGGAGCUCCUACACCAAAUGCUAAUGGAAUGCCUCGCAAUGCCAAGCCCCCUACACCAAGAAUGCCAAAACGACUAAAGGGCAACCCACCCGCAUAA
This is a messenger RNA of Fusarium poae, 2328 nucleotides long. RefSeq lists its product as uncharacterized. NCBI's taxonomy places the organism in Eukaryota, Fungi, Ascomycota, Sordariomycetes, Hypocreales, Nectriaceae. The transcript is spliced from 6 exons. The record is from RefSeq and is a predicted model, not a curated record. The coding region runs from base 1 to 2328 and encodes 775 amino acids. Gene Ontology annotation, biological process: negative regulation of transcription by RNA polymerase II; positive regulation of transcription by RNA polymerase II. Gene Ontology annotation, cellular component: transcription regulator complex; nucleus.